GAGACAAGCAUGGAGAUAGGCGAAAGCCAUUGGAAUAGGGGAUUCGGAGGGCCCAAAGGAGGGAUACUAAGACGUAUAUAAAAUGUUGGGCUCUCACCAGUGCGACUUUUUUUGCACUGAGCGAAUUCUGCUGUAUAUACAAUACGUACCAUGGCAUCCUACCUAGUUACCGGCAGUACUCGUGGGAUCGGCUUUGAAUUGGUGCGCCAAUUAUCAGAAAAGCCUCUCUCAGAGGUCAGAACCAUCAUUGCCACCUCACGAUCGGUCAAUGCCUCCCUGCAGGACCUAGCGGACCGGCAUCCCAGCCGAGUCGUGCUAUUCCUCUUAGAUGUUGCGGUCCCCGAGACCAUACAAAAAGCUGCUCAGACCAUCGAGAGCAUAUUAGGGGACAAGGGCCUGGAUGUACUCAUUAACAAUGCUGGCAUCGUGGGCUGGGGCCAGCUCAAGAACAUGACGGACUUGGAAGACACGUUCCGUGUCAAUGUGACGGGGCCUCAUAUCGUAACCCAGAACUUCUUGCCGCUAUUGCGGAAGGGCUCUAUGAAGAAGAUCAUCAACAUUUCCAGCAGCGUCGGCUCCAUUGCAAAGCAGUCCGUCUUCCGGGAACUGCCCGCCCCCUCCUACAAGAUUACCAAGGCUGCCUUGAACAUGAUGACGGUGCUUUAUUCCCAAGAGCUUGAAAAGGAAGGGUUCACCGUAUUCUGUGUGAGUCCUGGGUGGUUGAAAACAAGCGAAGCAAAUUCACACGCUGAUCUUCCGGUCGGAACUGGAGUCGAGCGCGUUUUGCAGAUGAUCCGUGAUCGGGGUGUGGAAGUCAAUGGAAGAUUCUUGAAUAUUCAUGUUGCUGGGUGGGAGAACAACCCUGGUUUAAACCAGUAUGAUGGAAAGGAGCUGCCAUGGUAGACUGUCUAAAUGGCUGAUCGACGGUGGGAGGAACUAAGAGCUGAGCUCUGUGGAAGAUAUCAUGACGCGAUACGUAAUACUUCGAUUUAGAUACGCAAC
Messenger RNA from Aspergillus eucalypticola CBS 122712, 1002 nucleotides. RefSeq names its product SDR family oxidoreductase. Bases 151 to 903 code for a protein of 250 amino acids. The record is from RefSeq and is a predicted model, not a curated record. NCBI's taxonomy places the organism in Eukaryota, Fungi, Ascomycota, Eurotiomycetes, Eurotiales, Aspergillaceae. The transcript is spliced from 5 exons.